UGGAAUUCCAAGUAUGCAGUAUUCGAUCAGAACACAACGCCUCCGAUUUCUCCACAUACACUCCUUCGAAUAUUUUUGACAGUUGCUGAUUUACCGGCCAAUUCUUCUCUCUCCUCCCGCAAUAAAUAACGAACACAAUCGCAAAAGAUUCAACACUCGAUCGUAACAAUAAUCAGCCAUGGUCGAAGUACGGAAGGGCAGAGAAGCACGGCGCGAUGAAGAAGACAACAAUGCAGGGGAAAUAGUGGCAGAGGAGGAGGAAGAGGCGGCGGCGGCGGAAUAUGCUUUCCGGAAGACGGAUGUUCCGUCGUGGAAGGAGCAGCUGACGGCGAGAUCCAUGGUGACGAGCCUGGUUCUAAGCGUGGUGUUCAACUUCAUCGUCUGCAAACUGAACCUGACGACGGGGGUGAUUCCGUCGCUGAAUGUGGCGGCUGGGCUGCUGGCCUUCUCCAUGAUCAAGUCCUGGACGGCGGUUCUUCACCGGAUCGGAUUCCUCGGCCGGCCAUUUACCCGGCAGGAGAACACCGUCGUCCAGACCUGCGUCGUUGCUUCCUCCGGCAUCGCCUUCAGCAGUGGAACAGCAAGCUACAUGUUAGCGAUGAUCCCAAGAAUAGCUAAUCAAGCAGAAAUAGGGAACACUCCCAAUAAUGUGAAGAACCUUUCUAUUGGGUGGAUGAUUGCAUUCCUUUUUGUUGUCAGCUUCGUUGGCCUCUUCUCAAUCGUCCUCUUCAGGAAGAUGAUGGUGCUGAAGUUCAAACUCACAUACCCAAGUGGAACUGCAACGGCUUACCUUAUCAAUAGUUUCCACACCCCAAAAGGAGCUAAACUAGCAAAGAGACAAGUGGGGACUCUGUUCAAGACCUUUUCGUUUAGCUUUCUAUUCGCAGGUUUCCAGUGGUUUUUUGCUGGCGGAGAUGAUUGUGGCUUUGCCAGUUUCCCUACUUUUGGUUUCCAAGCGUAUGCUAAAAGGUUCUACUUUGAUUUUUCGUCAACAUAUGUUGGGGUGGGGAUGCUUUGCCCCGCAAUGGUAAAUGUGUCGUUGCUGAUAGGAGCGAUAAUAUCAUGGGGAAUAAUGUGGCCAAUGAUUGAGGCAAAGAAGGGCGUGUGGUACUCAGCUGAUGUGCCUGCUUCCAGCCUUCAUGGCAUCCAAGGAUACCGGGUCUUCCUUGCCAUUGCCAUGAUGCUAGGCGAUGGGCUUUUCCACUUUGUUUACAUGAUCAUAACCACCACCCUAAGCUUGGCAAAGCGCAGCACCAAAAAAGAAGUAGAUGAUGACGACGACGACAGUGAUUAUGAUGAGAAAAUAAGGAAAGAGUACUUCUUGAAAGACUCCAUACCCAAAUGGGUAGGAAUAGGAGGCUACGUCGCCCUCGCCGCCAUCUCCAUUCUCGUCGUCCCUCUCAUCUUCCACCCUCUCAAAUGGUACCACAUCCUCGUCGCCUACGCCAUGGCCCCCGUCCUCGCCUUCUGCAACGCCUACGGCUGUGGCCUCACCGACUGGUCCCUCGCCUCCAACUAUGGCAAAGUCGCCAUCUUGGUUUUCAGCGCCUGGGUCGGCCUUAAUGGAGGCGGGGUCCUUGCGGGCCUCGCCUCCUGUGGCGUGAUGAUGAGCAUUGUCUCCACCGCCUCCGAUCUCAUGCAGGACUUCAAGACCGGGUACCUCACCCUGGCCUCGCCCCGGGCCAUGUUCUUCAGCCAGGUCAUCGGCACCGCCAUGGGCUGCGUCAUCACGCCGCUGGUCUUCUGGAUCUUCUACAAGGCCUACCCUCUCGGUGACCCCACCGGGUCCUACCCCGCCCCCUACGCGCUCAUGUACCGCGGCAUCGCCUUGCUCGGCGUCGAGGGUUUCGGCUCCCUCCCCCACAACUGCCUCCGCCUGGCCGUCGGGUUUUUCGUCGCGGCGGUCUUGGUCAAUGCCUUGGUGGAGGUGCUGAAGAAGUACGAGAAGAGGAUGGGGAUAUAUCGGUUCAUUCCUAGUCCUAUGUGCAUGGCCAUCCCGUUCUACCUCGGGGGAUACUUCGCCAUUGAUAUGUGUGUCGGCAGCUUGAUUCUGUUUCUGUGGCGGAUGUCUGACCGGCAGAAGGCGAGGGACUUUGGGCCGGCGGUGGCGUCGGGGCUUAUCUGCGGCGAGUCGUUGUGGGGAAUCCCGGCAGCUGUGCUGGCUUUGGCCGGCGCUAAAGCGCCCAUCUGCAUGAAGUUCGUCUCUUCUUCUUCUUCCUAGCUAGUUUACGUUGUUUAGCUUUUUGUUAUGGUGUUUUUAGCUUGAUUAGUUAGUUAUUCCAAUAUUAUAUCGGUGCUAAGCUUGUAGAAAGUUUUUGCGUCUUUGGAUUAGACGAUGUUUCUAUUUACUCAUACGGACCCACAAAGAUUUGCCAUUUGGAGUUUUUAGCCAAACGAGUUAGAUGUUGACUAAUGUGUUUUUGCUGACUAUGUCCCCCUAAAAAAUCAUUUGUUU
Cuscuta epithymum is the source of this 2455-nucleotide messenger RNA. The record is from the annotation of a GenBank genome assembly. Lineage: Eukaryota; Viridiplantae; Streptophyta; Magnoliopsida; Solanales; Convolvulaceae.